Molecule: messenger RNA, 2076 nt
Organism: Saccharomycopsis crataegensis
Lineage: Eukaryota; Fungi; Ascomycota; Saccharomycetes; Ascoideales; Saccharomycopsidaceae
Exons: 1
Coding region: 1-2076 (691 amino acids)
Biological process (GO): microtubule anchoring at mitotic spindle pole body
Cellular component (GO): microtubule organizing center; mitotic spindle; MWP complex
Source: RefSeq, a predicted model, not a curated record
AUGAAUCAUCAUCCUAAGAAUUUCUUUGAGAGGAGGUCUCCGGGAAGCAGUUCACUACAUUUCCUGAAUACUCUCAGAUCUAGAUUUCGUCCGGUAGUGUCGCCAUGCGGUUCAUAUUUGGCGUACAUUUUUCAAUUACAAGAUCAGUACAAGCUUAUUGUUAGAUCGAUUGAAAAUAACAGUUACUCAAUUAUUCUUGAAAAGAAUCUUAGCAAAUUGCUGCAGAAAAUUGAUUUAAAAAAGCAUGAAAAUGAUGCACCAAUUAACAAGGUCGAGGAAUUUUUGGAGCGCCAUUCCAUAAAAGGCUCAUUCAAAAUGAACAAUGGCGCUAAAGAAAUCCCUAAACCUAGGGAUGAAACAACUACCAACAACAAGCAUGACUUUCAAUUACUGUGGGAAUUAAACAAUAAUUAUUCGUCUAGGUGUUAUAAAAUCUCCGUUCUUGAUAAAGUAUUCAAUACCAUUCAUGUGUUCAGCGUUGCCAAUAAUGAAUUCCAACUAUCAAUAAAUGGUGAUACUCGAAAAGACUUUCGAAUGAUCAAAACUGAAUGGAUUGGUGAUCCUCACGGAAAGAACGGUUGUAACUUUCUAGUAAUAUUCUAUGAAUUUGAUUUGGUUUGCAAAAUUUUAAAGAUUGAUGAUUCACCAGCACGUUUCGUAUAUGAAUUCCCCAAGCCUCAAAGUCUGGAAAUUUUGAGACGUUCUACUACUUCUGGUAACAACGGUCCUGGAAUUAUCUCGAUAGGGCUGUCAGAUAGUGGAGUGAAAUAUAUUCGCCAUUUUACCAUUCUAAGGCGCCAAUACGACGUUGAAGAACUUGUUCCAAUGGGAAAAUUCAGAUUACCUAGAUCGCCAGCAUUUAUUUCUUGGUCGAUGACCGGCAAGUGGCUUUGUGUUGUUGAUGAAAUGAUUUCUCUCUAUAAUAUAUUUGGAAUUGGAAAAAUACCAAGCAGUAAUAUUGGUCACCCGAUAUUGCAAUGCGAAGUAAAAAUGGUGAACACCUUAUUGACAUGGGGGGUCAUGUCUCUAUCCGUACUCGGGCAAAAGAACGUUGAUAAUAAUCAUAAAGUGUUGGAAACUAUCAUUGAAUUGAUACUCUUAGGGGAUUUAGAAGAAAAUGUACGAAUUUACACUACGAAUUUGGGAAUUCUGGAGCUCAUGAUAUUGAAGCAUAGAAAUACGGUACUUUUAGAAGAUGCAUCCAGAGAAUUAGUAAUUUGGGAACAAGAUAUUACGGGCUCAAUGGAGAAAAUUACUGUAGGGGAAUCAUAUAUUAUGCCCCAAAAUUCCAAAGAGAGAGGAAUGGAAAUCAUUCAACAAGAGAACAAGAUAAAAUUUCAGGGAAUAAUGAAACUCAAAAAUCAAGAAUUUGCGAUUUCUUACGUCGAUUACCUCACAAAACUACAAAAUUUGGUGGCCACUAAAGCCAAAUCAAUUUCUAGAGCAGCAUUUAUUUGGAACAUUAAUAAUACUAAUUAUCCAUUGCUAAGUGUUGUUUACGCAUCCUCGGACAUCAGACAGCUAAAUUGGCAUCCAACAAUUCCCGGACUACUAUUAAUUAUCACCGAUGAAACCUUGAUUCUUUGGAAUUCACAUUGGUCGCGGCCUUUGGUGAUAAAGCCAAUAUCUUCAACUAUACCAUUAUCGGUGAAUUUUAAUCAUAAAAACCAUGAUACCGAUGAAGGAUUUUUUGGGAAAAUCUUGGAAGCUCAAUGGAUGAACGCCGUUCCAUCAUUAAGAAUAAUGUGUCGUGGAAUCAAAGAAUUCGUGAUUAUCGAAGUUCACCUUUCACAAAAACUUUGGGAACCAUUUAAAGAGUUUACAGCGGCAGUAUUGAAUGAUUGCGGUACUAUCAUGUCAAGUGAUCCUGAAAAUUUGGAGGAAGAAAACGUAUGGCUACCACAGGAAGAAGAAGAGGAUUUUGAUGAUCUGUCUUCUCAGUUAUUGAUUGAUGACGAUACCAACGCAGUCAAAAUUAUCAACGAUGUUCAACAAGGUGAAUGGGCUACUGCAAUAAAAACAAAUAAUGAAGAAGAUACAUUUCGUUUCAAAAGACGAAAAGGAGGACAGAGUUGA